Mauremys mutica (yellowpond turtle) is the source of this 728-nucleotide messenger RNA. Its product is annotated as dromaiocalcin-1-like. Bases 1 to 666 code for a protein of 221 amino acids. Gene Ontology annotation, molecular function: signaling receptor activity. The transcript has 6 exons. The record is from RefSeq and is a predicted model, not a curated record. Lineage: Eukaryota; Metazoa; Chordata; Testudines; Geoemydidae.
AUGAAAGGGGGCAGCGCCGGGCACCGCCCUGACCCACGGAGCUCCCACGGGGGCACCGCUGCCCCCUUGCAUCAGCUAGAGACGCCUGUCUGGGGCCGGUUCCCCCCCCGUGAGCUCUUCCUUUCAGACAUGGGGACGCUGCCCGGAUGCCUGGGUCCCUUCCUUGUCACUCUCCUGCUCGGAUCCCCCAGUCCAGUGGCCUCCGCCAACGUCCGCUCCUGCCCGUGCACCCAAGGGUGCUGCCCCGCCGGCUGGUACCAGUACCGUGACUCCUGCUACUACCCGGUGACGGCCACCAAAGGCUGGUGGAAAGCCGAGGCGGACUGCAAGGACCUGGCGGAAGGCGCCCACCUGGCAUCCGUGCACAGCGCCGAGGAGAACAACUUCAUCUAUCACCUCAUGGGCACCCCCCGCGACUACGAGAAAAAGGAAGCCUAUUGGCUGGGGGGGCGCCGCGACGCCCAGGGCCAGACGGAGGGCGAGGGCUCCUGGCGCUGGACGGACGGCUCGGCCUGGCACUAUCACAACUUCGGGAACGGCAAGCCGGACAGGGCCACCGCGGAGGCCUUCGUGGCCACCUGGAAGUUUGAUCAAGAUGCAAUCACUUGGGAUAACUACGACGCCUCCCUGGAGUUCAUGUCCGUCUGCAAGCGCUCGCUGGACUGACGGGCUCGGAGGGAGGCUGAGGUGCCCGCCUGGCUCAGCUGUGCCCUGGCCACUUGGGUGAC